Molecule: messenger RNA, 870 nt
Organism: Coccinella septempunctata (seven-spotted ladybird)
Lineage: Eukaryota; Metazoa; Arthropoda; Insecta; Coleoptera; Coccinellidae
Exons: 3
Coding region: 121-663 (180 amino acids)
Source: RefSeq, a predicted model, not a curated record
UGUGGUUUUAGAGCGGAGCAUAACCAUUUGGCAGAUUUGGUCCUGCUUCAAGAUAUUCGGCUAUAAAGUAUCUUAGCAUUCAGAAGUAGGACCGAAACAUCAACUCUCCUCCAUAUAUUCAUGGAGGAAGAGAUUCGCCACAAUGAGGCAUCUUUGAGGCUCACAAAUGGGUUCCUCACUGUAAAACCGAUGAUGCAGCGGGAAAGGAGGAAAGUGCAACCUCCCAUACCAGCUACAUUGGAGGAUGCUGCUGGCUAUUUGGCAAAUGCAUCAUAUCGGAAAUAUUCAUUGGAAUUGGGGCCACAACAGAGACCAUUCUUCGAUGGCAUCAGGGAUGGAUGCCUCUUUUUUGUGUCCCCUGGUAUUCUAAGAGAGGCAAUUGAUGGGAAUAGUCUCCACUUGCACAUGGACGCGACAUUCAAAAUUGUGCCCAGAGCAGGUGGAACCCAUCAGUUGUUCAUCAUCCAUUGGAUGAGGGAUCACACGGUGAGCAUAACUUUUUUAUUAUUUUCUAGUUUGGCAUUUCUUAUUUUUUUUUUCCUGCAAGGCAUACACUGUGGUGUUUUGUAUGAUGCCAAACCGCACCAGGGAGACAUACACUGGGGUACUGCGAUACACCAGGCAAUUAUUUGGCGCCUCCCAUAUCUCCUCUGUCCUUUGUGACUAUGAGGUGGCCCUUAGACAUGCAGUUCGAGAAGUGUUUGCUGGAAUUUCCUUGAGAGGUUGCUGGUUCCACUUCGCAAAAAAUGUAUUUCUCAAAGCUCGCCAAAUGCAUAUAAAUGACGCAGUUGCCGUCAGAAUGGCUAUGGCCCUUCCACUGUUGCCCGCAGAACGAAUUUCUGAAGGGAUAGACUUCGUUUGCGAAAUAAU